CAAACUGACAGAUCAUAACCUUAAACUGCUGCAGAGCCUUGUAGUUUGACGUGGCAGACAGACGGUCAAAGGCUGCUGCUGCACUCACUGCAAGUCAAGUCAAGUACCUGCAUAAAACCAAUGCCAAGCCCUGUUACUAAGAAUGACUCAACCCUCGCCCAAAGACGAUCUCCCCACAAUUCCUUCCUUCCCAUUCAUCCCACCAAACGCGAAUCCCACAAAUUUCUUUGCCAGGCGUUUCUGCCCCCCCUCUUGCCCUUUGUCUUCCCCGGUUUCAACAAGCCAUGACUGCCCCCGUCGACUCGACGUCGGGCUCCACGCCAGCAGCCGGUUCGGCGGACGCGCAGAAGCCCAACAGCGAGGCCAGAACGGGGCAACCACCCCCGCCGACCGCGACUCCGACCUCGACGACUUCCAAGCCCGCCAAAGCAGCAAAUGGCGCGACGAAACCGCCGGGCAAGGCCAAAGGCGGUGCUGUCGAGGGCGGCGAGGAGACCCUCACGGGAGCGGAGCUGAAGAAACGAGCCAAGGCCGAGAAAGCAGCCCGCCGGGCAAAGGAAAAACUGGAGCGAGAACAGGCCGGAGGAGGCGGCGGCGGCGGCGGCGGCGAUAGUGCCGGUGCUGGUGGUGCUGGCGCUGCAGGAACGGGACAGACUGCUCCCCCCUCGGCCAAGAAGGGAGGUCAAGCGAUGGGAGCCAAGGAGGCGGCGGCGAUCGGACUGCAGAAGGGCCAGAAACAGGCGGCGCCGCGGCGUGGGUCGGCGCAGGUGGUGCAGCAGGGCGGUGGGGUUGUCGAGCCUAAAAAGAAGAAGGAAGAUAAGAAGGUGGCUGUCUUUGGACACCUGUACGGCCAGCAGAGGAGGACCACCAUUGCCGGCGCCGCCAAGGAGGUGCAUCCUGCGGUGUUGGCGCUGGGAUUGCAGAUGAGAGAUUAUGUGAUUUGUGGGAGCAACGCUCGCUGCGUGGCUACAUUGCUUGCUUUCAAGAGGGUUAUCGAAUCGUAUACGACCCCCUUGGGAACUUCCCUCGCCCGGCACUUGACCACCCAUCUUUCACAUCAGAUCACCUAUCUUUCCACCUGCCGUCCGCUCUCGAUUAGUCAGGGCAACGCGAUCCGGGCGCUGAAGCUUCAUAUCUCCUCCGUCGACCCUUCUGUUCCCGAGGCGGCGGCCAAGGCGUCGCUGUGCGACUUUAUCGACAGCUUCAUCCGCGAGAAGAUCACGGUGGCGGACCAGGUUAUUGCUACGAGCGCCGCACAGAAGAUCCAGGACGGCGACGUGAUCGUGACAUUUGCCGGCAGCUCGAUCGUCAAACAAACACUGUUGACGGCCUACAAGCAGGGCAAAAAAUUCCGGGUCUCCAUCAUCGACUCGCGGCCCCUCUUUGAGGGCAAGAAUCUCGCCCGCGUCCUCGCCAAGGCCGGCCUGGACGUCCAGUACUCGCUGGUGCAUGGCAUCAGCCAUGCGAUCAAAGAUGCCACCAAGGUCUUUCUAGGUGCGCAUGCCAUGACCAGCAACGGCCGACUGUAUUCGCGCGUUGGCACUGCGCUGGUCGCCAUGUCCGCCAAGGAGCGUGCCGGCGGUGUCGAGAUCCCCGUCAUCGUCUGCUGCGAGACCGUCAAGUUUACGGACCGAGUUGCGUUGGACAGUAUCGUCGUGAACGAGAUCGCCGAUGCUGACGAGCUGGUAACUGCCGAGCCCUUGGCUCAGGUCACCGGCCUGAUGGACAAGGCAGCCUCCCAGCCAGAAGCCUCGACAACAGCUAAGAAGGGCAACAACAAACCCGCUGCGCCGAGUCCGUUGACCGAGUCGCACGCUGGCAUGCGGAGCACGGCCUCGGCCUCGCCUCUGAAGGACUGGCGGGACACGCCGAACCUGCAGCUGCUGAAUCUCAUGUACGACGCCACCCCGGCCGAGUACGUCGACAUGGUCGUCACAGAGAUGGGCAGCUUGCCUCCGAGCGCGGUCCCAAUCGUGCACCGCAUGAGCACGAAUUCUUAACUCUGUACCUUGUACCUUACUACAUGGUACUCGCUGUUGACUUGGGUCAUUUCGGGACAUAGAAGGAAAACUCGCAUGGAAUCUCAUUGUACACCUUGACUAAAAUCUUAUUAGCGAAUGGACUGGGACAUCAGAGUAACCAUACAUGAGGAUAAUAGUAACAGUAACCA
Molecule: messenger RNA, 2170 nt
Organism: Penicilliopsis zonata CBS 506.65
Lineage: Eukaryota; Fungi; Ascomycota; Eurotiomycetes; Eurotiales; Aspergillaceae
Exons: 2
Coding region: 285-2000 (571 amino acids)
Source: RefSeq, a predicted model, not a curated record